CGCUGGCAACCUCAUACCAGAAACAUUGCUCAAUACUACGCUCUCCUCCACCACACACUUCUGCAUUUUUUCCGGGGCGCCAGGCAUUGGCACUGAUUUCCACCAUGCUACAACAGCCAUCGUCGCGCAUAUUGGCCUCAUUCUCUCGUUGCUCGUCUCGCGCCUUCACAGCUCCAGUUGCUGCGUCACUGCGAUGUCGGAGUCAGCGCGCAUACAGCAUCCACGCCGAUGCUUCUGUAGGAACUUCGAUCAAAGACAUCGAUCCUUCUAAGCUCACCAUCACUAAAACCACAACUCCCAAGACGUUACUCCCUCCGGAAGAAUUGAUCUUUGGCCGCAACUUCACAGAUCAUAUGCUCUCGCUCGAAUGGACGGCUUCAGAAGGAUGGCUACCGGGUCGCAUCACUCCAUACCAAAAUCUCAGUCUCGACCCCGCGACCUGCGUGUUCCACUACGCGUUCGAAUGCUUCGAGGGAAUGAAAGCGUACAAGAACAAGGAUGGGUCUAUUCGGUUAUUCAGACCGGAAAAGAACAUGGCGAGACUGAACAAAUCGUCUGCCCGGAUCGCUCUGCCUACCUUCGACGGAGACGCCUUAACCGAUCUCAUCGGCAAGUUUGUGAAGCUCGAUGAGCGGUUCAUUCCAGAUCAGCGUGGUUAUUCAUUAUAUCUCCGGCCCACCAUCAUUGGCACUCAGCGCACACUUGGCGUUGGCCCACCUGCUUCCGCUCUUCUCUACGUAAUCGCGUCUCCGGUUGGUCCAUACUUUCCAGCCGGUUUCAAAGCAGUAUCCUUGGAGGCAACUGACUACGCUGUGCGCGCAUGGCCUGGUGGCGUUGGAGACAAAAAGUUGGGAGCCAACUACGCACCCUGCAUUGUGCCUCAGAUGCAAGCAGCGAGCAGAGGGUUCCACCAAAACCUAUGGCUUUUUGGUGAGGAGGAAUACGUAACCGAGGUAGGCACUAUGAAUCUGUUCGCCGCUAUCAAGAACAAGCAGACUGGUCAGCCGGAGCUGUUGACUGCCCCGCUUGACGGAACCAUUCUCGAGGGUGUCACUAGGGACUCUGUACUCGGCCUUGCGCGUGAGAGACUUGAGCCCAAAGGCUGGAAAGUCGACGAGCGCAAAUUCACCAUGAAGGAUCUCGCCGACGCUGCUGACGAAGGUCGCAUGAUGGAGGUAUUCGGUACCGGCACCGCCGCCAUUGUCAGCCCUGUUCGUCGUAUCAGCUGGAAAGGGCGUCUCGUAGAGUGCGGGCUCGAUGAGAAGAUCGAAGCUGGGCCUAUUGCACAGCAGAUGAAAGACUGGAUGGAAGGUAUCCAGUAUGGCGACGAGGAGCAUGCUUGGAGGUACGUUCCCACUAUAACAUGAACUGGACCCAACUAACACGAGGCAGUUACAAAGUUCCUGCAUAGAAAUGUAGGCUGUAUAUAAUGGCACGUCUAACAAAAGAGCGACAAUACAACAGAUCCGAAUUGAAUUGAGCAGAGCAUUGGUGAUGUCGAUGGUGUGCCCGUAUUCCCAUAUGUAUGUACC
Molecule: messenger RNA, 1532 nt
Organism: Periconia digitata
Lineage: Eukaryota; Fungi; Ascomycota; Dothideomycetes; Pleosporales; Periconiaceae
Source: the annotation of a GenBank genome assembly